AACUAUCUAUCAAAAGUAUUCCAAAAUGAGUUGUGAACCUGUGUUUCCUCCAGUUCCAUAUGCAAUUAGGGGUAUCAAUCACAAAAAAGUACAAGAGGCUGCAGAGGCUGCAAUAAAAUGGAAAAACGAGAGGGAAAAACGUUGUUUGGUUUACAAGCGUGUGAUAAACGGUCUGUCCGAUUCUAAAUGCAACCACGAAGAUUCUCAACAUUAUGCUCUUGUAAUAGAAGCUAUAAAUGACGAUGGUAUUCCUUGGUCAUAUAUUGCAAAGGUGAAGCACUUUGGAGGUAACGGGAAAGAGCCCCAUGUCUUUUCAGUUGAAGAUGUCCUCAAGAAUUACAAGAAGCAUUAAAUUGCUCUCUAGCUCUCUACACUAAGCCCUCUCUCUCUACAAUAAAUGAGGGCGUUACUGUGUUUUAACUAUAAAAAUGGUAUAGAGCCACAA
Messenger RNA from Cucurbita moschata (crookneck pumpkin), 445 nucleotides. RefSeq lists its product as uncharacterized. NCBI's taxonomy places the organism in Eukaryota, Viridiplantae, Streptophyta, Magnoliopsida, Cucurbitales, Cucurbitaceae. The transcript is spliced from 2 exons. The record is from RefSeq and is a predicted model, not a curated record. The coding region runs from base 26 to 352 and encodes 108 amino acids.